Brassicogethes aeneus is the source of this 1220-nucleotide messenger RNA. The record is from the annotation of a GenBank genome assembly. NCBI's taxonomy places the organism in Eukaryota, Metazoa, Arthropoda, Insecta, Coleoptera, Nitidulidae.
CCCGUAAUUUGUAUUGGCUUAAAAUUUAUAUCACUGCUUUUUUAUAUAAAUGUAAAAUAGAGAACUUCUCUGUUAACAAUGACAGUAUUUUGACAUUUAAAAGUGAGGUUAGAUGGUUCGUAAAUAAACUUGGCAUUGUUUUCGUGAGUAGAAAAAUGAGUAGACAACAUUGGGGCGAAAUAAAAGAAGAAAAUGAGGAUAAAGAAAAACAGAAUAAAUAUGUCCCAGACGUAAUGCCUGAUAUUGAGCGGUCAAUGAACAAUUUUAGCUUAAAUGAGUUUGAAGAUGAUUACCCGGCGAAAAAUGAGAAUAUAAUUUUGGCCCCUAUGGACCCCCUUAUGUUAUAUGGAAUCUCUUUGCACAAAUAUGCAAAUGACAUGAUUGAAAUGAUUCGUGUGGCAGAAUUGGCUACGGAAGUUAAUUUAAUCCCCCCUGAAGAUGCAGCGCCACCUAUACCGCCUACACCUGAACUAAAAGUGACACAUCAAAGAAACAAUUUGAAUUAUAUUGAGAAGGAAUACACGCCUUUUUCGCGGGGUGAGGAUGUUGAAAGUCCAGAUUUAAGUGAAACGGUUGUAAAACAAAUUUUACAAAAAUGUAUUGUCACUAUUUUUGCCCAUGUAGGGUUUGAAACAACUCACAAAAGCGUUUUGGACGUCUUAACGGACGUUUUGGAAGAAUUCCUUAAAAAAAUUUGCUUGAAUCUCAAAAAUGCCGCAGAAGAUGAAGAAACACAUGGAACAACUUUUCCUCACGCUAUUGAACGAGUACUUACGCAAAUGGGUUUAGGAGGCGUUUACGGGAUAAACGAUUUUUACCAGUGUCGCGUCAUUAAAUACAUCGACGUUUUACGAAAACGUUGCAUCGAUCUCAACGAUCAUUACGCGACGUUAUUGGUGCCGCAGAGCCCGCCAUCUAUCGACAAACUGUCAAAGGUGGUAAGAGUGAAAGUGGAGGAAGACGAUGACGUAAUGGAAGUGGAAAAUCCCGAGUUACAUUUUACGGCAAUUGAUGGCGAAUGUUCCACUUUAGAGUCUGGAUAUCAGUUGUUAAAUAGUUUGGAAGCUGUUUCAAAUUUGCAAAGUUUGGCCGAUACUGAAGAAGACUUGAGCAGCUCCUCGCCAGGUGUCGUUCCGAUAUUAAGUGAGAGCGAAAUGGCGCAGUUGCCAUUUAGCAAGAAGAAACGAUUUAAAUAAAUAAAACAAAGACUGAGUUAUUAU